Biomphalaria glabrata is the source of this 2921-nucleotide messenger RNA. Its product is annotated as calcium homeostasis endoplasmic reticulum protein-like. Gene Ontology annotation, molecular function: RNA binding. The transcript is spliced from 20 exons. Bases 357 to 2702 code for a protein of 781 amino acids. Lineage: Eukaryota; Metazoa; Mollusca; Gastropoda; Planorbidae. Gene Ontology annotation, cellular component: perinuclear region of cytoplasm. The record is from RefSeq and is a predicted model, not a curated record. Gene Ontology annotation, biological process: RNA processing; intracellular calcium ion homeostasis.
AACGGAAAUGAAAGAACGAUAAUUAAGGCAUGUCUUCCGAGUUCUAAAUUUCAUAAAUAACAAUAAAAAUUAAACAUUCAUCUUCUAGAUUCUAGAUUUAGAUCUAGACUCUAGCUAGAUAUAGAUCUAGUGAUUCUAGUCCUAGAUCAAGAUCUAGACUAGAUUCUAGAUUUCGUUAGAAAAGUUAGGGACAGGUCUAGAUCUGCAAGCAUUGUCACAUUACUUACUUUUUGAAAAGGACAAUUUAUUUACUUUUCAUUCAGACUUUUGGAAAUUCAAAUUGGUUCUUUGUAAGACUAACUGUAAGAUUACUUAGACUUUAGACUGACUUCUAAGAGUCUACUUAGAAGUGGAAAAUGAGCAAUCCUGAAAAUUUAGAACCUGAGAUGAAAAACAUCAUUGACAAGCUGGCCAACUUUGUGGCCCGCAAUGGCCCCCAGUUUGAAGAGAUGACCAAACAGAAACAGAAAGAUAAUCCGAAAUUUGCAUUCCUGUUUGGCGGUGAAUUUUACACGUACUACAAGUUUAAAGUGGCUUCAGAGAUAGCCAAGAUGAAUCAAAGUCAGCAGCAGCAACAACAGCAGCAGCAACAACAACAGCAACAGCAGCAACAACAGCAGCAGCAACAACAACACAUCCAACAACAGCUGCUGCCCCCUGCUGUGCUCCAGCCAUUGAUGCCACCAGGAAGGCAGUGGCCCCCACCAACAAAUCCAGUCCAGGAUCAAAUAGCACAAGCCCAGGCUCAGAUAGUACAGCUCCAGGCCCACAUCCAGGACCAGGUGACUCAAAGUGAAAGCAACCUUGCUGCUCAAUAUCAGGCCCUGAUGCAGCAACAACAGAACCAGAUCCAAGAAACUAUAGUGCAGAACCUAGAUGACAAAUUGAACUCGCUGCUGUCGGAGUGUGAUGUCACCAUGCUGGAGUGUAAUGAAGUGGUGCAGCCCAUUAUAGAGUCCUGCACCAAGGAUGCAAUACUGGCUGGUAAGAAUUGGAUCAUGCAGAGAACAACCUCGGAAAAGUUCUGUCAUGCCAUUGCCCAGUACUUCUUAAAAAGAAUCACAGCCAAAGAGGCACCAUUUCAGCUGAGACUCCAUCUUAUUUAUUUGAUCAAUGAUGUUAUGCACCACUGUGUACGUCGUAGCGUUGAGAAUCUCCGCCUUGCAUUAGAGACUGUGGUGGUGCCUGUGUUCUGUACAUCAAGUCUGAGUGCUGAUGAGGACAAAAUACAGAAACUGAAUAAGUUGCUAGAUCUAUGGGAGAAAAACAAGUAUUUCAGUCCAGACACACUUGAGAAAAUGAAAGAUCCUAGCCAGGCUUUGUCUAGUUACCAGGCCAAUUUAAUCACAGAGAAUGCCCAGGCAGUCACUGCUAUCACUCAAGCUAUCCAGCAGCAGUAUAGCAAUCUAGAGAAACAGCAUCAGGACUUUGUGACACAUUUGAAUGUUCAGCUUGCCACAGCCCAACAGCAGUUGCAGGUUCUGCUUGCACAGACCAACAAUGGGCCACCACCAGAUGUUGGCGAUUUUAAUCCAAUACCAGGUGGCAAUAUGGUUGGACAGAUCCCAGGUCUGCUGGCCUUUCCACCACCUAAUGUUCCAAGUGUGCCAGAACAAGGCUACAACCAAAAUGGUGGACCCCCUGGGAUGUAUGGUGGACUACAUCACCAGCCUCAGCAACCACAGCAGUUUGAGUACAACCAUGGUUCUAAUAUGGCGAUGUUACCAUCAGAUUUGCAAGGUCUGCCUGGUGGGCUCCUGCCCAUGCCAGACUUUAGUAAGCCACCACCAGGGUUUCCACCAUUGGGGCCUCUUCCUCCAGGUCUUGCUGCCAUUAUUCCUCAAGUGGACCUUGACCUUACUCCGUCAGUUCCUUACUAUGAGUUACCUGCAGGUCUGCUUGCGCCUUUAGUCAGACUUGAGGAUUUUGAAUACAAGCCUCUAGAUCCUGAGCACAUUCGUCUGCCUCCACCAAUGCCUCCAAGUGAGAGACUUUUGGCUGCUGUUGAGGCUUUCUACCAGCCUCCCUCCAGAGAAAGGCCAAGAGAUGGUGAUGGCUGGGAGAAACUUGGUUUAUAUGAAUUCUUCAGGGCCAAACAGCGCGCCAGAAGAAUGAAAGAGGAAGGCAGAUACUCCAGGUCCAGAUCACGGUCUAUGUCACCUAAUUAUCUGGAAAUGAGUCCUCCACGUCGGAGGUUCAACAGUGAGGAGAGGAGACAACAAUCACGCUCAAGGUCCAGAUCCAACUCUAGGUCACCAUCACGGAGUCCAAGAAGAAGACAACAGAGAUCAAGGUCAAGGUCUCCCAUGGGCUACUUACGGUCCAAUGAUUCACCGUCCGCUGGUCAAGGUCCACCACUAAGGCGAUCAAUGUCUCAUGGAAGAAGUCCCACACCUCCAUCUUUUGGGUCCUCCUUCUCUCAGUCUCCACUUGACUCGAGGCUAGGUGAGGAAAAUAAAGGUCAUCAGCUGCUCAAAAAAAUGGGUUGGGGCGGCCGUGGACUGGGUGCUGGUGAGCAAGGCAUCGUAGACCCCGUGGAGGCAGCUGAGGUCAGGGAUCGUUUGGACAUGCACAAAGGAAUUGGCAUUGACCUUCGUGAUCCAUUUGAACAGUUUCGCAAAAAUAAAAGCCAGGGCUUCAUCCAGCGAAUGAAGACGAGAGAUGAAGAAAAACCCAAGAAGAGAUCAAGAUUCAACGAGUAAAAAAAAGUCUCUGAUUUUGUCUUGGACUGUGGUGCAAGUUUUGGUUUUUAUAUUGUUGUUGUCUCAAGUGAAGGGGUGAAGGUCAUCACCGAACAUUGAACAAAUGUAUUCUCAGUAUUUUGUUUCAUUGUUAGUAAGAUUCUAUGAAUUGAAGAGUUGAUGUGUUUUUUUGUAUUCAUCUUGUGAGAAUAAAUUGUGAUGAUUAAAUUUAAAAAACAA